AUCUACUGUGAUUGCAGUUAUGUCUACAGUUCCAACUCAAACGGUGGUGAGGAUGAAAAAUUCGGAAAACGAUUCACUACCAAAGGCAAAGGUGGCAGUUCAUCAAAUUGGUUCGGGAAUUCAAAAGCUAAAUGGGAUUCAUAAUGACGGUUUGGCGCCUUUGGAGAGUUUGACAAAGGCGUUUAAUGAAGGUCGCGGCAGAUACAAGCGCCGGAAAAUGCUCAAGUAUUUGCAACCGCUGCUGAUUGGUGUUUUAAUAGUAAAGUUCAUCUUAUUGCCGCUCAUUUUGAAAACGUUGACAGCACUCUCAACAUCCUCAUUUGUGAUAAGUAAAAUUGCUUUGGCAACUGCCGGACUGGUACUACUAAAAUGGCUACUCACGGGAUCCAGUGAUGGUGGCGGCUACGAUGGUGGCGCCAAAGAGCGCACACAUUUGGAAAUUGUACAUUUACCAAUACCUUUAACGAAACCCUAUCAACGGGGGAAUGUAGGGGUUGGGGUCGUAGGAAGUUGGGAUGAUUUAUCGGGAAGUGGCAGCAACAAACUAUUGGCUAUAAAACAUGCGAACAAGCCACACAAAUAUAUACCAGUUAACGGUGCGAAGGAAAUGGCACAUAUGGUAGCAGCAGCGGUGGCGGCGGAUAGUGUUGGUGUUGGCGGGACUUAUCGAAACACGCGUCCUCAUACGCGCCCUUACGACGCCGCUUUGGAUGGCAAACCAUUUUUGUGAGAGCCUUUUCC
Molecule: messenger RNA, 741 nt
Organism: Anastrepha ludens (Mexican fruit fly)
Lineage: Eukaryota; Metazoa; Arthropoda; Insecta; Diptera; Tephritidae
Exons: 2
Coding region: 20-730 (236 amino acids)
Source: RefSeq, a predicted model, not a curated record